AUGGAUGGAAAUCUUAAGAUAUCGAUUGACACGCUCCCAAUCAAACGCCUAGAUGCUAUUGAAGAAAACGGCGCCGAACGCUUUCCUUCUGAUGUGGAUUAUGUUGAGAAGAAGCUAAAUUUGAUAAGGAGAAUAGACUUUGGGUGGGCAGUGGAGAGAGAGGAUCCCAGUUUGCAGAACUCCGUAUGUCCAGACUGUCCAGUUGAUAUCUCACCCCACUUGGCAUUCUCGGACGUCUUCAUGGACUCUAUCAUUGAAGUUCCUCAGUCAAUUCUUCACGCUGGAAGCCAAAUUCAAUCAUCUGGCACUAGCAAUGUGAAGAAUGUAAAAUCUCAGUUUUGGACUAAGGUGGUGGUGAUUGAUGAAUCUAUUAUUGUGGAAGGGGAAGGUAAUCAUAACGUUGUUGGCCUAUUUAAUGGAAAGGCCGAGAGCACUUGUCCUAUUAACAGAUACGAAUGUGACUUGGCAGGUCUUCCUAUAAUACUCCUGCAGCAGUUUGCUAGUCAAGUUAUUCAUUGGCUUCAUGAGGAAGCCCUCAGCGUCGGUAUUAAAGUGAAUAGAGACUUCUUAUCGUUGGCAUUUGAACUGGACCAUGGUGAAAUAGCUAGUCUGGUGGUUCAUGUAGACCCUGAAGAUACCAUGGGAUGCAUCUCAUGGUGGUUGAUGAUAGAUGAUGGAUUAACCGAGGAUCUCAAACUUCAUCCAGGCCUCUCAAGUGGUGAAUCUGAAAGCAGGAAAUUUUUAGGUCAUUUAUCUCUGGACUUGUUGUACUCUACUCUAUUGGAUUUUGUGAACUUGUGUAGCUGUUAA
Messenger RNA from Fraxinus pennsylvanica, 810 nucleotides. The record is from the annotation of a GenBank genome assembly. NCBI's taxonomy places the organism in Eukaryota, Viridiplantae, Streptophyta, Magnoliopsida, Lamiales, Oleaceae.